Molecule: messenger RNA, 1041 nt
Organism: Ostertagia ostertagi
Lineage: Eukaryota; Metazoa; Nematoda; Chromadorea; Rhabditida; Trichostrongylidae
Source: the annotation of a GenBank genome assembly
AUGGAGUCUGCUGGAUUUUCACGAUCUAAUCCAUAUUAUAUCGUCAAACAAGGAAAAAUAAACGAAUUGGCUACCGCUCCGGAUUCUCACAGGUUGAAAUUGCUACGCGAGGUCGCCGGCACUCGAGUGUAUGAUGAGCGAAAGGAAGAGAGUCUUAAAAUUCUGAAGGAGACAAAUAACAAAACAACAAAAAUCGAGACGCUGUUGUCGUAUAUCGAUGAACGCUUGAAAACACUAGAAGAAGAAAAGGAAGACUUGAAGGAGUAUCAGAAAUGGGAUAAAAUGAAGAGAUCGAUUGAAUACACAAUCUAUGAUACCGAAGCUAACGAGACAAGAAAAAAGUUGGAAAGGUUACUUGACCAAAGAGAGGAGCUCAGUACUCGUCAAACUAAGGUCAGUAGCGAGCUGGUAGAAGUUCAAGCUCGAGGUGUCAAGGCUGGAGCGGAACAACGAAAAUUGGAGUCUCGUUUCAAAGGAAUGAAGGAGGAGAAGGAAGCACUCGUUGUUGAGCAAGCGCAGCGCUUUGAGAAGAAGGCAGAGUUGGAGUUGCUGAUAAACGAUCUGAAAGAGGACGUUGAGAAGGAAAAGAGUGGUCGUAAUAAGGCGGAAGAUGUGCUCAAUCAAGUUAAAGUCGAAAUCCGAGAAAAGGAAUCACUGGAGGGCGAAUACCUAAAUACCAGGUAUGAACUCGUUGAGAAAGAGGCAGCUUUGUCCUCCGAUAUCCGUAUCGCGGAAAUGAAAUCGAAAGAGUUGUUCGCGAAGCAGGGUCAUAAAGACCAGUUCAAGUCUGCGGAGGAGCGUGACACCUUCCUCCGUCGGGAAGUACGGCACAUGACUCGUCAGAUUGACGACACUGAAGAGCAAAUGAAAGAUAUCGAGAAAAGCUUGGAAGAAGAGACGCAUGAGGAAGAACAGUUGACAACCCAUGUCCAGGAACUUGGCGUAGAGCUCCACGAGAAUCUUAUUCGAAUGGAUAAAGCCAGCUCUGAACACGGUCGUCUGAAACAAGAGUUCGACAAAGCUAUGGUUGCUCAAUUGUGA